GGUAAUAGACUUGCCAAACAACAAAGCUGGCUGGUGGUUGAAGUGGGAAGAAUGUCCCAGAUUUAUCAGGUUCUAGACACUGGAUUCUAUGCGGACUCUGUGGAAUGGUGUCCAUGUGAUGGAAAUCAGGACAUUCUACUUUGUGGAACCUACCAACUGGAUGAGAGUCAAGAAACAAAGAAACAGAACAAUUCUGAUGAAACAAAGACAAAGAACAAUCAGACCAGACAUGGAAACGUUCAGGUCUACAAACUUAACUCUGCUGAGGAGACCUGCUCAUUAACAAAGACUUCUGUCAUUGAAAUGCCCGGUGUCCUUGACAUUAAGUGGAGCCCAGACCUGGUUGGAGGAAACCCUGUCUUUGGAUUGGUCAAUUCUGUAGGUGCUGCUGAACUGUAUGUGAUGAACCACAGAGGUGAAAUGGGUGGUGGAUCCACAACAGCUGAGAUCACAAAGCUUACAGGGGUGACCCUUGGAGAAAGUGUAUUAGGUCUGUCCCUAGACUGGGCAAACAAAAUUACUAAAAGUGGCCCCCCACAGCUGACUACCUCCUCGUCAGAUGGCCACCUUCGGGUCCACCAGCUGAUUUCAGGGGAGCUCACUCUUCUUUCCUCAUGGAAAGCCCAUGACUAUGAAGCCUGGAUUACGGCCUUUAAUUACUGGGACACCAAUGUUUUAUUUUCAGGGGGAGAUGAUUGCCGACUGAAGGGUUGGGACCUGAGACAGAAAUCUACCUCACCCAUCUUCUCCAGUAAAAGACAUGAGAUGGGUGUGUGCAGUAUUCAGUCUAAUCCAGUCAGAGAGCAUCUUCUCUGCACAGGCAGCUAUGAUGAACACCUCUUGGUGUGGGAUAGCAGGCAGAUGAAGCAGCCCCUGGGUGACACACAGUUAGGAGGGGGGAUCUGGAGGGUGAAGUGGCACCCAAAGGAUGGUCACUUGAUCCUGACAGCCACAAUGUAUAAUGGCUACCAUGUAGUGGAUGCUCGCAGUGUAUCAGAUGGGAAGAUGUGUGUGUUACAUCACUAUGAAGAAGAUGUGUCUCUGGGAUAUGGUGCAGACUGGUGUCACAGUGCCUCAUUCAAUAACCUUAUAGCAACUUGUUCAUUUUAUAACCACUCUCUUCAGUUAUGGCAAUUUAAAAUGCAAAACCAAGAUGUUGGAUAAAAAAUGCAGUAUUAAAAUAAUUGAUUUAGCAAAUAAACGUGUUCUUUUAUAUUUUUGUCUCUUAAAUAUUAGAUUCUGCCUGAUUAUUUGUCAGUUAUUAUUGGGAUCAAGGUGUAAUAGGAAAGGAGGAAUUUGUAAUGAUCCAGACCAUGAUCUGAACCUGAAGCCCCCUGAAACACGUAUUAA
This is a messenger RNA of Saccostrea cuccullata (small rock oyster), 1350 nucleotides long. Its product is annotated as diphthine methyltransferase-like. The coding region runs from base 52 to 1164 and encodes 370 amino acids. Lineage: Eukaryota; Metazoa; Mollusca; Bivalvia; Ostreida; Ostreidae. Gene Ontology annotation, molecular function: protein binding; diphthine methylesterase activity. Gene Ontology annotation, biological process: protein histidyl modification to diphthamide. The transcript is spliced from 9 exons. The record is from RefSeq and is a predicted model, not a curated record. Gene Ontology annotation, cellular component: cytoplasm.